AUGCCGAGAUCGUGCUGCAGCCACCCAGGGGCCCUGCUGUUGGCCUUGCUGCUUCAGGCCUCUGUGGAAGUGAGUGGCUGGUGCCUGGAAAGCAGCCAGUGUCAGGACCUCACCACGGAAAGUAACCUGCUGGCGUGCAUCCGGGCCUGCAAGCCUGACCUCCUGGCCCAGACGCCUGUGCUCCCCCGCAGCGGCGACGAGCCCCCGCUGACCGAGAACCCGCGGAAGUAUGUCAUGGGCCACUUCCGCUGGGACCGGUUUGGCCCCCGGAAUGGCAGCGCGGGCCAGAAGCGCGAAGAAGAGGAGGUCGCCGUGGGCGAAGGCCAUGCCCUGCUGCCCGCGGGCGGCCGGGAGCUCCGCGGCGAUGGCAGCGAGCCCGGCCCCCGCGAGGGCAAGCGCUCCUAUUCCAUGGAGCACUUCCGCUGGGGCAAGCCUGUGGGCAAGAAGCGGCGCCCGGUGAAGGUGUACCCCAACGGCGCCGAGGACGAGUCGGCCGAGGCCUUCCCGCUCGAGUUCAAGAGAGAGCUGGCCGGGGAGCGGCCUGAGCCGGCGCUCGGCCCCGAGGGCGCGGCCGAGGGCAUGGCGGCCCUGGCCGACCUGGAGUACGGCCUGGUGGCGGAGGCCGAGGUGGCGGAGAAGAAGGACGACGGGCCCUACAAGAUGGAGCACUUCCGCUGGGGCAGCCCGCCCAAGGACAAGCGCUACGGCGGCUUCAUGACCUCCGAGAAGAGCCAGACCCCCCUGGUGACGCUGUUCAAAAACGCCAUCAUCAAGAACGCCCACAAGAAGGGCCAGUGAGGGCACCGCGGGGCCAGAGGCUUCUCUCCCCCCAGGAAGUCGACCCUAAGGCCCCCCCUCUCCUCGCCUGCCCUCCCGCCGCCUCCCGGCCUGGGUGUGCUCCUCGCUCAGGCCGUGACGGCCCGAUAGUCAGCCUCUUCAAGCUGACU
Messenger RNA from Neogale vison (American mink), 947 nucleotides. It is a transcript of the gene POMC, whose product is annotated as proopiomelanocortin. The transcript is spliced from 2 exons. Gene Ontology annotation, molecular function: hormone activity. The coding region runs from base 1 to 798 and encodes 265 amino acids. The record is from RefSeq and is a predicted model, not a curated record. Lineage: Eukaryota; Metazoa; Chordata; Mammalia; Carnivora; Mustelidae. Gene Ontology annotation, cellular component: extracellular region.